CUUUCAGGUAUCUCACAACAUUGCCGACCGUCACAGGUUCGAUUGAUCAAGAUGCCGCCAAAGAGAACUCCAAACUGUUCUCCUCCCAAAACCACCACAGCAAAAGCAGCAUCAAAGAAGAAACCUCCUCCACUCCCACCACCAAAGCCAGCCAAGACACGACGAGCACCUUCACGCUCACCUUCAGAUCCUAUUCCAGAAUGGGACAAAGGGAUAUCCUCGCUCGCAGCUCGCGAACGAAAGCGCUUCAAGCUGUCCCGUGCAUCUUUGCACGAAGAACUUGAUCAAGACUACAUUGCAAAGCAGGCAGAGAAGCUCAUGGGGGAGAGCAAGAACAGUUGGGGAGUCCCAGAGGAGAGCCCAAUCAAGGCCAGCAGGCGUCCAAAGCAGAAGUCUCGUGUUCUCAAGAGGGGCAGGAAUGAGGAGGAGGAUGCUUAUAUGGCGAUGUUCAGAAGCAUGAUCCCGCAGCGACGAGAGGCGAUACCCAACGACCUAGCAAAGACGCCAUUUCUGAGAGUACCAUUGGAGGUUCGGGAGAGUAUUUACUCACACUUGUUGAUCUACCCAUCUCCUAUUAUGGUCAAGUCCAACUGGACGGCUAUGGAGAGAAACGUCUUUGUUCGUCAUGGUCAUGCUAUUAUUUUGGUAUGCAAACAACUCGCAUUCGAGGCAUCGAGCUUUCUCUUCCGCAACAACACCUUCCAAUCUCUCGUCCGUGAGCCCCAUAUGAAUUUUCCACUUCGCUUCGAAGAACCAGCCAGCCUUCCAACGUCCUUUCACUCCCUCUUCCGAAACAUCAUCAUCGACUGUUCCAAGCCUUGCUGGAAUCUUGAAUGGUACGAAAAGGCUACCGAAGGACUCGCUACUCUCACCAAAGCAAGUCCCACCAUCGAUAAAUUGACCUUGCUUGUUGUCCCACAACGAGUGGGGAUGUCACACACUGCACUGGGCAUGGAAGUCAGUCCUGUCACUUUCGCAGACUUCAUGUGGUAUCCAGGUGCAUUCAUGAAAGCAGUCCGGGCACUGGCUCCGAAGACGUUUAAGAUCGUGGUCAAAAAACCUGGUAAGAAGAAAUUGGGCAUUGAAAUCGAUUUGACCUAUCUUCGAGUCGGCACAGUGGAGGACAAUCAACUUGCCAAUGAGGAAACGUUGAGACUCAGGGAAAUACGGGCGAGAGCUAUGAAUGAUGAGUUGAGAACUUUGAAAGAAAGAUUCGAGGAGGUGUUUGAGGAUGACGAUUGGGCUGUUCGAGAGGGAAAGUGCAUGUUGAUUUCUGCUGGUAAUGGAAGGAGAGGCCAGAACGAUCUCCAAGGUUUAGCAGGUUUUGGGGGAAGCGCUUCAGGAGUUUCUGAUACUACUGCACGUCACACUUCGAGGGAGAGGAGUGAGUCCGAGGAGAGAUGGGCUUAUUGACCCCCAAAAUGCAAGGUGCCGACUACAUGGUUGGUGGCAGAUGGAUUCUGAAUUUGUUUUCCGAGAAUGCCGUUUC
Messenger RNA from Cadophora gregata, 1489 nucleotides. RefSeq lists its product as uncharacterized. Bases 52 to 1413 code for a protein of 453 amino acids. The record is from RefSeq and is a predicted model, not a curated record. The transcript has a single exon. NCBI's taxonomy places the organism in Eukaryota, Fungi, Ascomycota, Leotiomycetes, Helotiales, Ploettnerulaceae.